This is a messenger RNA of Rana temporaria (common frog), 1468 nucleotides long. RefSeq names its product enoyl-CoA delta isomerase 2-like. The coding region runs from base 75 to 1256 and encodes 393 amino acids. The transcript is spliced from 10 exons. Gene Ontology annotation, molecular function: fatty-acyl-CoA binding. The record is from RefSeq and is a predicted model, not a curated record. NCBI's taxonomy places the organism in Eukaryota, Metazoa, Chordata, Amphibia, Anura, Ranidae.
GGAAGAGGAGGGGCAGAGGAGGGGCUGUAGCCUGGUACUCACUCUGUACCGAACUCCUGAAGCUUUCGCUAUCUAUGGCUGCUUCGUUAUUGCAUUCGCGGAGCGCCGUGUGGCUCACACUUUAUAAAGCAAUGAGUAAGUCGAGGAGUGUUGCAGCCCUUGGUGUCCACACUACAGCACGACAUAUGCAAGCAAGCCAAGAAGACUUUGAUAAAGCACAGAAUGACUUAAAAACAUUAAAAAAAGACCCUGGCAAUGAGGUCAAACUGAAGUUGUAUGCUUUAUUCAAACAGGCAACGCAGGGAGCUUGCAAUGCUCCAAAGCCAGGUAUGUUAGACUUUGUAAACAAAGCAAAGUGGGAUGCAUGGAAUUCACUAGGAGACUUACCCAAGGAAAAAGCCAGGCAGUCUUACAUAGAACUUGUUUCUAGUUUGAUCUCCACUGAAUCGCCUACCAAACGAUCAACAUCAAGUGCUGACAAGAAAUAUGAGACAUUAGAGGUGUUUUCUCAAGAUAAUAUAACAAAGAUAUUCCUGAACAGACCAGAAAAGAAAAAUGCAAUUACCUUGCAGAUGUAUAAAGAAAUUGGUCUGGCCUUAGAUGAAGCUGCAAAAGAUGACUCUGUUAUUACAGUCUUGACUGGACAUGGUGAUUAUUAUUGCAGCGGAAAUGACUUGAAUAAUUUCACAAACAUUCCACCAGAAGGCAAGGAACAGAUGGCGAGUGACUCUGCAGUGAUUUUAGAAGCAUUUGUCAGUAAAUUCAUUGAUUUUCCAAAGCCUCUUAUUGCUGUUGUUAAUGGACCUGCAGUUGGAAUCUCAGUCACCAUAUUAGGACUGUUUGAUGUGGUCUAUGCCACAGAUAGGGCUACCUUCCACACACCUUUCAGCCAGUUAGGACAAAGUCCAGAGGGUUGUUCCUCAUACACAUUCCCUCGAAUUAUGGGUCUAAGCAAGGCUUCUGAAGUUCUCCUCUUCAACAAGCUUCUGACUGCACACGAAGCGUGCCAGCUUGGACUGGUCACUGAAGUCUUUCCAGACAGCACUUUCCAAAGGGAGGUUUGGGACAGACUGAAAGGUUAUGGCAGUCUACCAAAAAAUUCCUUGGUUUUUUCCAAGCAGUUAAUGCGUGCAACUGAGAAGGAAAAGCUGCAUGCUGUGAAUAUUGAAGAGUGUGAACGCCUCAAGGAGCGCUGGCUGUCAGACGAGUGCAUGAAUGCAAUUAUCAGUUUUUUCCAGAAGAGAGUCAAAUUGUGAUGAUUUGUUUCCCCAAUGGCUUACAUUUUGAAGUUCUACCUUUAAUGAAUUUGUAACAAAACUUGAACUUUGUUAACCUUUGCUAAUAUAAAUGUGUAAUUGAUAUUUUGUUAAAAUUGAUCUGUAUGGAAUAUCCAAUUUAAAGACCUGUCUGACAAACUUGGAUAUAUUUACCUUUUAAAGCCGUUGUUAGAUCAAUGCCAAGGGCAGUA